Messenger RNA from Cladophialophora psammophila CBS 110553, 1170 nucleotides. Its product is annotated as mannitol-1-phosphate 5-dehydrogenase. Lineage: Eukaryota; Fungi; Ascomycota; Eurotiomycetes; Chaetothyriales; Herpotrichiellaceae. Gene Ontology annotation, molecular function: mannitol-1-phosphate 5-dehydrogenase activity. Gene Ontology annotation, biological process: mannitol catabolic process. Gene Ontology annotation, cellular component: cytosol. The transcript has a single exon. The record is from RefSeq and is a predicted model, not a curated record. The coding region runs from base 1 to 1170 and encodes 389 amino acids.
AUGGUUGGCACAGCCGUCCACUUCGGCGGUGGUAACAUCGGCCGUGGGUUCAUCGCGGAGCUGCUCCAUGAGACUGGGUAUGAAGUCAUCUUUGUCGAUGUCGUCGACGACCUCAUCAACCGAAUCAAUGCCUCCAAGUCGUACAAAAUCACAGAGGUUGGCGAAGAAGGGGAGAAGAGCAAGGUCAUUACAAAUUACCGUGCGAUCAACUCAAAAUACAACAUGGACGAGGUCGUCCAGUGCAUCGCUGACGCCGACAUUGUCACUUGUGCCGUCGGUCCCAACAUCCUCAAGUUCAUCGCCAAGCCAAUCGCUGAUGGCAUCACUGCACGCACAAAGUCCAAGCCUCUUGCCGUCAUUGCCUGCGAGAACAUGAUCAAUGCCACCGAUGCCCUCAAGGCUCUCAUCACCGACGAGAAGAACAUGAAGCCCGAGGUUCUCAAAGAUCUCCCCUCCAAGGCUGAGUUUGGCAAUUCUGCAAUUGACAGAAUUGUCCCAACUCAGCCUGCACAUGCCAAUCUCGACGUCGUCAUUGAGAGCUUCUACGAGUGGUGUGUUGAGACCACUGGGUUCAAGUCGGGCCAUCCCAAAGUCAAGGGCAUCCACUGGGUCGAUGACCUCGAGCCAUAUAUCGAGCGCAAGCUCUUCACGGUGAACACCAGCCACGCCACUGCCGCAUAUUUUGCCUACUACAAGGGCAUCAAGACCAUCCACGAAGCCAUGGCAGAUCCCGAGAUCCGACAAGAGGUUCAUGAGGCUCUGGAGGAGACUGCGCACCUCAUCAGCGGCAAACAUGGCAUCACUCCAGAGGAGCAACAGGAAUAUGUCGACACCAUCAUCUCUCGUAUCUCCAACCCGCACCUCGAGGAUGUCCCGGUCCGCGUUGGGCGCGCCCCCCUCCGAAAACUUGGUCGCAAAGAGCGCUUCAUCGGUCCCGCCGUUCAAUUGGCAGAACGUGGCUACGAUGUGACGGCUCUGGUCCGCGGUGUGGAGAUGGCUCUUCGAUUCCAGAACGUGGAAGGUGACGAGGAGAGUAAGGAGUUGGCACAGAUCAUGAGCACCCUGAGCCCCGAGGAAGCAACCACCAAGCUCACUGGCCUCGAGCCGAGCCACCCUCUCUACACCAAGAUCUUGGAGAAGGUCAAGAUCGUCCAGAAUGAGAAGAAGUGA